Messenger RNA from Lutzomyia longipalpis, 1718 nucleotides. RefSeq lists its product as uncharacterized. The transcript has 2 exons. The record is from RefSeq and is a predicted model, not a curated record. The coding region runs from base 213 to 1154 and encodes 313 amino acids. Lineage: Eukaryota; Metazoa; Arthropoda; Insecta; Diptera; Psychodidae.
ACACGGGUGUUGCAAUAAAGAAUAAUCCGAGAAUCUUUAAUUCAAUUCUAAAACUCUCACUUGCUUUCUUGUAAACAUGAGAAAUUUCUUUUUCCUUUUCCACUUCGUUUUUCUUCUCUAAUGCAGCAAAAUAAAUUCGCGUGUCUCGCGCCUCGGUGGAAUGGAACAUAUAAAUAAUUUGAGUGUCUCACAGAACAUUUCUGCUUGUCGCCAUGAAAUCAUCUCUGUGCGAGGAUAAAGAGGAAAUCUUCUACAUUUCCUCACUUGUUGUUCUUAUUGUGGGUGGUGCAUUGAAUAUUGCUGUGCUUCUGGGUAUUGUGAGGCGUAUUAAAGUGUCUGGAGUUUUUUGCUUCAUAUUGCAAAUUAUGCUGUGUGAUAUGAUUUCUCUGUGGAUCUUUCCGCUCAAACAAUGGAUUUUGGCGGAUUUCUGUGCACUAACCAUUGGUGUGGAGAUUCUCCUAGGUACUGCUGUAACGUACCUAGUUAUAGCAGUGAAUUUUCACGCAGUCUCCCUGCACAAUCUAGCAGUUUGUCAGCAGCGAAGGCACGAGAACCUAGCAGCGGUUCGUGCGCAAGAUGAGUGCAAUAACGAGGAAAGCGCGGGAAAUGAGACGAAAGAGCGAAGAACCCUCACAAUUGACUACAAUCGCAUGAAAAGGAGCAUUUCGGCUAUUCUACCCACCGCAUCAAUCUGGCUACUGGCCACAUCAAUAGCCCUACCACAUGUCGUAUCACUUCACACCUCAGAGAGCACGAGUAAUUCAUGCUGCUCCCUCGGCGUACACAUUCCCCACCUCAAACCAAUGAUAUUUAUCGUGGUGAUUGUCCUCCAAAUAGCUCUUCCCACCCUCUUUGGCAUCUGUGGGAUUUUCUUCGUCAGCUCAAAACUCACAGCAUUCCAAUUAGACCUCACCGUGUGCAAAUUGGCGGAAAAUGUCAAGGAGAUUCUGAUUUUUUCCCUCAUUCUCACCACCACCUUCAUCCUUGUGAGCCUCCACAGCAACACCUUAAGAUUCCUCGGAAUUCUCCCCCAGUCCACCUACUCCAAACUCCUCUCCAUUGCCCAUUCAUUCAUGCCCGCCAUUAGACCCAUCAUCUACUUGACCACCUUGAAGCACUUAAGAAGAAGUAUCAUGAUGUUCUUCACUCCCUGAUCCACCCGCUUCACAGCUCAAGCAUCCACCCACACACACACCCCCCAAAGACAGUGAGAGAGAAAGAAAAGACUUCCAAGGAAGCAAUUUUGUGGCCCGUGUGUAUUUAAUUAGCAUUUAUUGUGACAAAGAUCUGGGCCUCUGUGACCUCGUGAAAAGCUAUAAAUUUAAUUUGAUAACCACCAAUGAAAUAAAUUGGUUCUACUAUUUCUUUUUAUUGAUUUCACAUUAGAACCGAAUGUUAAGAAAAAAAAACCAAAAAUGUACGUACAUAGUUCAUUUUUAAUUUAAAAUUAAAUUUUGUGACGAAAAGAUAGAGAAAAUAAUAAAAUUUCAAUGAAUAUUGAUAAAGAAACUUGGUCUAUAAGUGCACAAGUACUUGAGUUUAAAAGAAAAACUUAUCUGUAAAGCUGAUUAAAGGUCUAUCAUGUUAGUUUUAUCAAAUACUCGCUGCUUUGGAGUCACUAACUCUUUAAAUUGAAUUAAAUUUGAACGAAAAAACAAUGAGUCCGUAUAUUGUGUAUAAUGUCCUUUUACCAAAGUUCAAAAGUGUUUGAAUUUAAC